Molecule: messenger RNA, 387 nt
Organism: Penicillium diatomitis
Lineage: Eukaryota; Fungi; Ascomycota; Eurotiomycetes; Eurotiales; Aspergillaceae
Exons: 2
Source: RefSeq, a predicted model, not a curated record
AUGUAUCUCCCUACUUUGACACGCACAGCCCCAUAUAGAGAAGCGGACGCAACACGAGGGAGUUUCCAGAAUGACAUUUGUCGAUCUGUGAAAGCUCACUAUCGGCACAAAUUUGACCUCGAAUAUCAUGGAGAGCUGAAGGAGACGAGACUUCGAAAGUGCCAGGGAUGGAAGAGGAUCAGGCAUCAGGAAGUGACUGCCAGUGUAGUUCUACGAGGGCAGACGGCGGGAUUAGAACGAGCAUGCAUCGGUCUGGGUCUCACUCUGAAAUUUGCGGAUGGAAUUGAGUCCAAGCACAAGGGUAUGUUGGAGACCGUGAAUAUGUUGAAGAAAGGAAAAACCUCGCGGACACGCGCUGCGGGGAUUUUUAUUCUCCCGCCAAUUCAU